GGUGGAUAGCGGUAAGAGUCGAGCUAAGAGCUCAGUAUCAGCAGCAGCAGUGUGCAAGGUGCGGCUGAGGAACUGCUUCAGUGUAGCGCUGCAUAGCCAAGUACAGGGCUGACAGACCUUCGUGUCUUCAUCAACACACACAGAAAAAAAACAUAACUUUGUUUGUUAACACUUCCGUGUUCAAAAUGGCUGAUCCCGUUGGCAGUGACGGCGAGGAGACCACCGCCCGUGGUUUUGCAAGAACUGGGGCUCUGAGGCAGAAAAACGUCCAUGAAGUUAAAGAUCACAAGUUUAUUGCCCGGUUCUUCAAGCAGCCGACCUUCUGCAGCCAUUGCACAGACUUCAUCUGGGGAUUCGGGAAGCAAGGAUUCCAAUGUCAAGUCUGCUGCUUUGUGGUACACAAACGCUGCCAUGAAUUUGUCACUUUCUCUUGCCCUGGUGCAGAUAAGGGACCAGACUCUGAUGAUCCCAGGAGUAAGCACAAGUUUAAGGUCCACACUUAUUCCAGCCCAACCUUCUGUGAUCACUGCGGCUCCCUGCUCUACGGCCUCCUACAUCAAGGGAUGAAGUGUGACCAUUGCUUGAUGAACAUUCACAAGCGCUGUGUAGCCAAUGUUCCCAGCCUGUGCGGAACGGACCACACCGAGCAGAGAGGGCGGAUAUACAUCACUGCCAAUAUCAUCAAGGAGACCCUCAUCGUGAAGAUUAAAGAUGCUAAGAACCUGGUACCCAUGGACCCCAAUGGCCUCUCAGACCCCUACGUCAAACUGAAGCUGAUCCCCGACCCAAAAAACGAGAGCAAGCAGAAAACCAAAACUAUCAAGUGCUCUCUUAACCCAGAGUGGAAUGAGACUUUUACAUUCAACCUAAAAGAGUCAGAUAAGGACCGGAGGUUAUCUAUUGAGGUCUGGGACUGGGAUCUGACCAGCCGGAAUGACUUCAUGGGAUCCCUGUCGUUCGGAAUCUCCGAGCUUUAUAAGUUAGGAGUCAGUGGCUGGUUCAAGCUGCUGGGCCAGGAGGAAGGGGAGUACUUCAAUGUUCCUGUCCCACCUGAGGGGGAGGAAGGCAACGAGGAGCUGAGGCAGAAGUUUGAAAGAGCCAAAAUUGGACCAGGCAUCAAGAAUAAAGAUGGAUCAUCCUCAAACACAAUAUCCAAAUUCGACAACAAUGGGAAUAGAGACCGGAUGAAAAUGUCUGACUUCAAUUUCCUAAUGGUUCUGGGCAAAGGGAGCUUCGGAAAGGUGAUGCUGGCGGACCGGAAGGGCACGGACGAGCUGUAUGCAAUCAAGAUCCUAAAGAAGGACGUGGUGAUUCAGGAUGAUGAUGUGGAGUGCACUAUGGUGGAGAAGAGGGUGCUGGCAUUGUCUGGGAAACCCCCCUUCCUCACACAGCUCCACUCCUGCUUUCAGACCAUGGACCGCCUGUACUUUGUCAUGGAGUACAUCAAUGGUGGAGACCUGAUGUACCAGAUCCAGCAGGUUGGCAAGUUCAAGGAGCCCCACGCUGUGUUCUACGCAGCAGAAAUUGCCGUAGGUAUAUUCUUCCUGCACAGCAAGGGCAUCAUUUAUCGGGACCUCAAGCUGGAUAAUGUAAUGCUCGACUCGGAAGGACACAUUAAGAUCGCCGACUUUGGCAUGUGCAAAGAAAACAUGUGGGAUGGAGAGACCACAAAGACUUUUUGUGGGACACCUGAUUACAUUGCUCCUGAGAUCAUUGCUUACCAGCCUUAUGCCAAGUCAGUGGACUGGUGGGCUUUCGGUGUUCUGCUGUACGAGAUGCUGGCUGGACAGCCCCCCUUCGACGGGGAAGAUGAGGAUGAGCUCUUCCAGUCCAUCAUGGAACACAACGUCUCGUAUCCCAAAGCUAUGAGCAAGGAGGCGGUGGCCAUCUGCAAAGGGCUGAUGACCAAGCACCCUGGGAAGAGACUGGGCUGCGGGCCAGAGGGGGAGCGUGACAUCAAAGAGCACGCUUUCUUCCGCUAUAUAGACUGGGAGAAGCUGGAGAACAAGGAAGUCCAGCCACCCUUCAAGCCCAAGGCUAAAAAUAAGAGGGACGCAGAAAACUUUGACAAGGAGUUUACCAAGCAACCCCUAGACCUCACUCCCACCGACAAACUUUUCAUCAUGAACUUGGACCAAGAUGAGUUUGCUGGAUUUUCCUACAUGAACCCUGAAUUUGUUAUCGAGGUCUAAUGGCAUUACUAGCAUUUCAAUUUAAAGGUGCAGUACUCCCUCUUUGAAGGUGGGAGGGAUGUUUCAUUGGCAUGUGUAUACCAGGUUGCUGUAAAGUCACCUAGCCAUUUUGGUGUGGAAAGGACACUGCCGAGCGGUUUCAAAGCUGGUUGUUAUGCCAUUUUUAUAUUCAAUACGACCAACUUUUGUUUUCCAGCAUUUGGAUAACAUUAAAGCCAGCUGAACACUGUUUCCACUUGGACACAAAAUACAUUUUGAGGACUGAAGUGUGUUCAGCGGUAACUUGUUUUUUCCCCGCAGAAGGAAUGCAAAAUGGCCAUGUCCCUUUACAGCCACCAUGUGUGUACAGUAACUGCAUGUGUGAAAUAUCUUUCCAUUGUGCAGACCAGAUCUUCUUGUGUCUGGGGAUAUAGAAACAUAAUAAGGCAUAUUAGGCUUUAUAAUAAGUGUCUGAUUGAGAUAAAUUACUGUCAUGUUGUAAGAUGAGAAAGUAUGGGAUGUAUCCUCAGCUGAAGUACAUGCAAGUAAAAUGGUCGGUAUCUAAUUGUGUUUUAAUGUGGGAAACUUUUUCCAGUGCUAUUUAUGAACAAGAACCUGACAUUCUGUACUUAAAUGUCUAUUCCUAUGUGUUUGUCCUGAAGUCUUCAAAGAUGGACAUUGACACUGACAUAAUUAAACACAUGAGCAUCUCCAGCCAGACAUUAACUAAUAUCCUCAAUAUGUUUUUAUUGAAGCAUUAUUAGAGGUGGGAAUAAAAGAAAAUACAUAAAAACAUGCUGUAUAUUCUUAAAGUGAACUUUUAUGCAUGCCUGUUUAGUUGAUUAUGAUGUCUAAUUUUAGUAAGUUCAAAGGUCACUGUUUACUGAAUAGAGUAACUUGCGUACUGUUUAUAAAAAUCAAAGAUAUCUAUAAGUCUUCCAGGAUAUUGAGUAAAAAGAGUUAUCUAAUAUAUAUAAUAUAUUGUAAGUUUACAGUUUUGGAUUACACCACACAAUUAUAUCACUAUUAUAAAGUGAAUUAAGCAGCUGCUUCAAAAGUAUAAUGAAAGAUGAGAUUAUAUAAUGUUAUUUAUUUAUUAAUUUAUUUAUGUAUGUAUGUAUAACCAGGAGAAGGUGGGGGCUGGAAAUAUAACACAAACUGACUGCAGCAAAUAUAAUUGGUAAUGCUAGUAUAAUUCAUGAUAAAGCAAUAAAGUGUAUCUACAGUAAACAUAAGAGCUUAAAGUUGUUUGUGCGUAUUUCAAAUCAAGCACAUUCAUCAUAUCCCAAUUUAAUAUGAAGAUUCAUUGUCCACUUGAGUCGGUUAGUAAAGGACAAUAGGCACUAAACAACAUAUCAGAUGUUAAUCUGUGUUUUGCUGGGUAGACUUCUUAUAUAACAUGUAAGAACAACAUACUGGAGUGCCAUGGUCCUGGAAAUCAGACAUGUAACACGGCAGGCAAGCCUUUUAUUGCAUUUCUGUCAGAAAAAUUAGUAAAAUGUCAGGGAAGGUCCUAAUUUAAUGAUUUAACGAACGGGGUACGUAUGUAUAUUACUUUAUUAGAUGGCUCUAUGUUAUGGGUUCUUACUUUUUUUCAUACCACCUGUAUACGAUACUGAAAGUUUGCUAGUCUGUCCAUCAAAUGAAAUGGGGUAAACAGAUCAAAAUGACAUACAUUGUGUAAAGAUAUAGUGACACUGCUCUAUUUCAGUAUGGGCUUGUCCCAUCUCUCCAGUGGUUUACUUUGACUAUAGUGAUGACAGAGCCACAUUUCUGCACUAAUCAUCUUAGCAUGUAUUCAUAAAGCUUUUUCUUGAUUGCUGUACAAGAAGCCAACUAUUUUUAUAGCAACUUUUUAAAAAUUCAUUCAGACAGAUUUAGCGCUUACACUUUGUCAAUAUGAGCCACAGUGAAUCCCAACUAAAGCUACUGUAGUAUUUAAAGAAUGUUUCUUGAAUGGAGUAAUAUUUGUUUUGUAAUAUGUGACAAGGUAGCAUAUUAUGUUAUUAAUGUUUUAUCACACUUAUAAAUUCCUUCGAUAUAUUUAGUCUGUUUUUAU
Molecule: messenger RNA, 4230 nt
Organism: Polyodon spathula (Mississippi paddlefish)
Lineage: Eukaryota; Metazoa; Chordata; Actinopteri; Acipenseriformes; Polyodontidae
Product: protein kinase C beta type
Exons: 17
Coding region: 186-2192 (668 amino acids)
Biological process (GO): protein phosphorylation
Molecular function (GO): diacylglycerol-dependent serine/threonine kinase activity; ATP binding; zinc ion binding
Source: RefSeq, a predicted model, not a curated record